UACACAAGUUCCAGAGUUACUACAGCGAGGAGGUGCGAUUGCUUACCUGGGAAAGCUACGUCUUUUACCGGAGGCAGAAUGGGGGACAUUAAAAAGGGGAAGAAGGUGUUCAUGCAGAAGUGCGCACAGUGCCACACAGUGGACGAAGGUGGGAAGCACAAGGUGGGGCCAAACCUGCACGGGCUGUUCGGCCGCAAGACGGGACAGGCGCCCGGAUACUCCUACACACAGGCCAACAUUGAUAAAGGUAUCGUCUGGGGUGAGGAGACUCUAAAGGAGUACCUGCACAAUCCUAAAAAGUACAUCCCAGGAACCAAGAUGAUCUUCUCUGGCAUCAGGAAGAAGAAGGAGAGAGAGGACCUGGUGGCAUACCUGAAGGAGGCCACCUCUUCAUAGGCACUCUGACUUGACAGCACACAUGAAAACAUCCAAUACCUACCUCGCCCUGACCUGGGGGUGGACUGACUGUAUUUAUUACCAGAUUUUCAUUUUCUUCGGCUUUUUAUGCUGAGGAUUUUGUUGUUUUGUAACCAGGCCUCUGUGAAAAGACUUUUAUAAAGGCAGUGACUCAGUCUGUGGAAUGUUCUGGAAUGCUCUCUCCUCCUCACCAGCACAAACAGGAUAUUAUUCUCAAGGUGGACUGCAGUUUCCCUGCGAUCUGGCUUCAUGUAAGACAAGACUGAACUCAGGAGCUGAAAUUCAGUCCACAUUGUAUACUUGACCUCAUUAUCUAAUUCUGUAGCCUCUCAUUGGUUAAAUGGGGGUGUGGUGUCUGUGUCACAUUUUAUUCUCUUAAAUUUAUAGGACUGUUAUUCUUUAGUUGCAUGUUUGUGUAAGGCUAUACUUUACAUAAAAUGUUUUUAUAUUAACAUUUACAUCUAAGACAUUAUCUUUCUCAGUUGUUUACAGAUGGCACUGAAAAUGCUUUCAUAAAUUUUAUGCUGAAAUAUUUACCAAUUAUUUUUAUUAUUCCCAGGAAAUCAC
Messenger RNA from Megalops cyprinoides (Indo-Pacific tarpon), 984 nucleotides. Its product is annotated as cytochrome c-like. The coding region runs from base 79 to 396 and encodes 105 amino acids. The record is from RefSeq and is a predicted model, not a curated record. Gene Ontology annotation, biological process: mitochondrial electron transport, cytochrome c to oxygen; mitochondrial electron transport, ubiquinol to cytochrome c. The transcript is spliced from 3 exons. Gene Ontology annotation, molecular function: heme binding; electron transfer activity. Gene Ontology annotation, cellular component: mitochondrial intermembrane space. NCBI's taxonomy places the organism in Eukaryota, Metazoa, Chordata, Actinopteri, Elopiformes, Megalopidae.